UCGAAGCUUAGAACAAUAAGGCGGGAUGCAAUUUAGUGGACCGUUGGCCGUGUUUACCGCUCUGCUGACGCUGGUGGCAUUUCCUGCCCUUAUUCAGGCCGAUUCCACAGAGCUUUACGGCGAUAUAGAGAAUACGGAAUACGGCGAUUUUGAGUCACUAAGUCAAACCCGCGAGCAACAGAAACAUCUCUGCCAUCGCGAGGUGCCCACUGUGUUUUUCCAAACCGAGAAGGAUUCCCCGGUGCGCGGCAAUGGUUCGACGAUCUACUACCAUCGCAUAGAGGUCUGUUGUGCGGGCUAUCGUCGGGAUGCCCACUCCCAGGAUUGUGUGCCGGAUUGCUCCGAAUCUUCACCAGACAAUUGCCGCAAUGGCUUUUGCCGUAGUCCCGGAAACUGCGAGUGCUUCGCCGAGUUCGUUCGCAACGAGCAAGGCGCCUGCAUCCACACCUGUCCCAUUGCCUGCCAGUACGGCAGGUGCUAUCUGAACGGCACCUGUGCCUGCCAUCGGGGCUUCGUCCUGGAUCAGGAUACCCGGCAGUUCUGCCGUCCACAGUGCUCGCAGGCCUGUGGCACCCACGAGGAGUGUGUGGCGCCCGGACAGUGCGACUGCUCUCCCGGCUAUAGGCGGACGGCGGAUCUGGGAUGUCAGCCUGUCUGCGCCCCGGACUGCGGAUUCGGAAAGUGCGUGGCGCCCAACCAGUGCGACUGCUUCGCGGGAUUUAUAAAAAGGCCGAACAGAAAUGUCUGCGAAGCUGAGUGCUACCUAAAUUGCGAGAAUGGUUUCUGUGAGUCGAGGUACAAGUGCCACUGCCGAGAAGGAUAUCACUACAACGUGAAUACCACUAGCUGUUUGCCGGUGUGCAUCGACAAUUGUGGCCAAGGGAAUGGGGUGUGCAUUGCACCCGGAGUUUGUCGCUGCUUUGAAGGAUACGAAGCCCAUGGUGCCGACUGUCGUCCCAAGUGUCAAAGAUCCUGUGGAAAAUUCGGUCGAUGUGUGGCUCCUGAGAUCUGCGGCUGUGGUCAGGGUCAACAGCAUUGCCGCAAUGGAAGCUGCGAUGAUGUGGAGCAUUGUACGUGUCCUGCGGGGGAAACACACUUUAUAGAUCGCUGCCUGAAGCCCGACCAACUCAUCCAGCAACUCAAUACCAGCGAAAAGAGAAAACACUUUAAUCGUCAGCUGGCUUACGAGUUUAAUGCCCUGAUUGGGCGUCUAUUUAAUUUUUGAUCUAAGAAGAAACAAUAAAAACAGAUUGGAGGUCUAA
Molecule: messenger RNA, 1262 nt
Organism: Drosophila takahashii
Lineage: Eukaryota; Metazoa; Arthropoda; Insecta; Diptera; Drosophilidae
Gene: NimB1
Product: Nimrod B1
Source: RefSeq, a predicted model, not a curated record